AAAAUCAGUAUUCACUGAUCAAAUACUUAAUUUCCGCAUUAUUAUUUCCUUCAAGCAACUCAUAACACAAUCUCCAAAAAAAAAGACUGGGUCAAGACGACUUUCAGAGUAAAGUCUACCCACAUAAAAAAAAUGGCAGCAAAUAGUUAAUCCUCCAUGAAUUUUCAAUCUUCCUUUCUUUCAAUUACCCUCUUAAUUCUUUUUCUUUUCAAUUAUUUUCUUUUAUGUGGAUCUCUCAUUGCUGGGUUUAGUUGUGAAUCUCUUCUCAUCAGAUUCAGAACCAAGUAGGAAUAAAUAAACUAAAAGAAGAGGACAAUUAUGGAGCAGUUCUGACGUGUUGGUGUGGUGUGGAUCAGAGAUCAGACACUACCCUAUAAUUCUCAGAUGGAAAUCCAUUGAGUGUAUAAGCAUCACUUACAAAAGCAAAUCCCUUGGAAAAUGGGUUCGAUCAGCAACACUCAUCAUCGAUCAAAUCAUAUCUAAUAAUAUCUGGCCUUGUCUAAUGUUGGACACAAUAAGGAUUAGUAAUGAUUGGAUUCAAAUCGGGUUGGAUGUCAGGCUGGCUUGUGGAGUCAGGUUCAAGUACACAAGCUGCAAUUUGUAUCCUAUAACACCAUGGACUUAAAGACAGUAAUUGGAUUGCUUGGAAUAGUUCCAAUACUAUACAAUUUAUGGAGACUAGCUAUGGAGGAGAAAAUGAGACACGUUGAGCUAAAGGACACGUUGAAGGAAGUUAUGAGCAAAGUGCACGACAUGGAUCAACAAGCAAGAUUGGAAGAGCAAAAACCAGGCAAGAAGCGAAAGAGAGUGAUUAAGGCCUUUGUCAAAAAAGCAAAACGGUACAAAAAGUCAUCCGAAAGAAAGUUGGAAGAAAGCCAAGGACAGUGUAAGGUGAAGCGUAUGGUUAGGGUGCCGUGUCUUAAACAACACAAAAGGGAAGGGAAUGAUCUUCUGAAAGAGGCCCAACAGUUGCAGAAGAAUGGCCUGACCAUCGAUGAGUUUAAAACACGCGGGGAGAAAUUACUUUUACCGAUGAAUAUGUACAUGGGCGAGACAUUUCGUGCAAGUAUGGACUCUGCUCGUCAAGCCAUAAGAACUCGAGCUAAAAAUUGCAUUGGUAUAUAUGGUUCAGUGGGUGCCGGGAAGACUGACUUCAUGAAGUACCUUUACAAUGAAAUUUACGAUGACAUGGGUUUUAAGGCCGUGUACUGGGCCACAGCACCGGAUGUUUGGCCUGAUCGUAGUUGCUAUAACAUGGCCAUGCAGAAGCAGGUGGCUGAUGGGAUGUGGAUACGGGAUUUCGGUGAGCAAUACCAUAACGAGGAGACACGAGCCAGCAGGAUAAUGGCACAACUUGGAGUCGGCGGAGAGGGCCGCAGAAUUUUGUUCUUGGAUGAUGUGAGGGAGGCGUUUCCAGCGUAUGAACUUCUAGGAUUACCCUCUGUUGGUACGGAUAAAAGUAUUAUCCUUGUGUUUACAACUCGGUCUAAAGAGGUAUGCAACCGAAUGGGGUGUGAUUUAAUCCUUAAGAAAGACUUACUCGAAAAGGAAGAGGCUAAAGGCAUGUUCUUGCGUGUAAUGAGACACGCAGAUGAAUCUGUUGAACCAGGGAUCAUUAAAAUAGCGGAGGAAGUGGCGGAUCAGUGUGAAGGUAUGCCGUUGGUGAUCAAUAUUGAGGCAAAAUUCAUGGCCGGAAAGAAAGAUAUAAGGGAAUGGAGAAAUCGAUUGAAUGAACUGAAGGGCGUUAUCAGUAGCAUCCACUUAGACGGGGAGGCAAUGAUAGUAAACAAGCUUAAGUUUGGAUAUAAUUGCUUGAACGACAGUCAGACGCAAAGAUGUUUCCUGGACGCUGCCGGUUUGUUGGCUAAAAACGUUCAAGUUCGAAAGGAAAGAAUCAUCAAAAAGUGGAAAAAGAGCGGGUUGAUUGGCAUGGACAGAACAAACAAGUAUGCGAAUGAUCAGGGUCAUACAAUAUUGAAUCAGCUUAAAAGAAUGUGUCUAAUUCACGUUGCUGAUAAUCAGACAGUCACUAUGAAUAAGUGGAUCAGGAAGAUGGCCCAGGAGGUUUCAAAAUCACUUAAAAGGUGAGAUUUUUUGCUGCUUAAACUCUGCUAGAUUUAGUGCAGGUUGUGACACGGUUUGGUAAGGUAAGCAUCGAUGCCCUAUGGAUCAAGAUUUCGUUGAACAAUAUAUUGUUUGAAUCAUCUGAUCAAUACUUGUGGUUUUUUACUUUUGAGUUUUUGAUUUUUCAGCACAAAUUUUAUGAAGACCAAGUUGUUUUUUUGAUUGACGUUUGUUUUGACAUGGUUGUUAUUGAUAUGGAAAGCACUCUUUAUAAGUUAAGAUGUUCUCUAUACUUAUUUGGUCAAACCUAUAUGGCUAUAGAGUUAUUAUGUCAAGGAACCAACUCAACGAAAAGUUUAAGUUAAUGAUUGAUGUCCCAGGAUAUGCUAGAAGUGUGAAUGCGAUGCAGACUCUUCUCAUAUCUGGCACUGGAUGUUCUACUUUGAGUGGUUGUGAUUCAAAUUCGUGACCUCUUGUCACGUUGGCUCAAUACCAUGUCAAGGAAUCAACUCAACCAAAAGUUUAAGCUAAUGGUUGACACCCCAGGAUAUGUUAUAUACUCUAACAUUAUUUUUGUGAGAGACAGUUUUUCAGUGUGAUGACCUUAAAAUAAGUUCAUAUACUAAUAAUUAUAAUAUUGGACUAUUUAACUCAUAUAUAAUGUGUUUCUCACGGUGAGCAAUUUGUGAUCUUGAUUUUAUUUUAGAUCAGAAAUCCAGGCAAGCUAGGGAUUAGAGCUUAGCGUCGAAUGUACAGGUUGGUGAGCAAUGGGCCUAUAAAACAGUGCCCACACAAGGUUUACUACAUUUUCAAAUUAAAAGGUCAAAUGUAGUAAUUUCAGUGACACAUAGGAGUACAUGUUUAAGACUAAGUUAUCCUAAUCAGGCUGGAAAUCCUAGUAGUAAACUCAUAAAACGAUCAUGAAUGUUUAGAAUAAGUUACGUCUACGCAAACAUAGAAAAUAAAUUUAAUUAAUAUACGAGGAAAGAAUCGAAUACGAAAUACAAUAAGUAGAUUUAGAGGAUUUAGAAUAGGACUCUAAAAUGCCUUGAUAGAAUAGGAAAGCAUCAAAUUUAAUUAUAUCAUCCAUACUAUUACGUUUUUAGUCUAGCUUUAUUGGUCCCAUGGGAGGUUCUGAACAUGUUAAUGGGCAUUUAAAAUUUUUGUCUGGAAAAAUAUCUCAAGAGAUUGAGUGACAUUUCAAAACUGUUUUCUGUGACAGUUUUAGGUCGAUUUGCAAUACUAUAACGUAUGUGCGGAAAAUAAACUUUAAAGAAUAACACACGAUAUAUUAACGAGGUUCGGUUCUAAACAACCUACUUCCCGCCUAUGGGUUCUCUUUCAACCCGUAGGAUUUCAACGCCUUUUAUUAAUAGACUUUAAGACAAACUAGAAGAUCUCACUAUCUUCUCUCACCACAUUCUUCCCCUCA
Messenger RNA from Amaranthus tricolor (Joseph's coat), 3496 nucleotides. Its product is annotated as probable disease resistance protein At1g15890. Gene Ontology annotation, molecular function: ADP binding. The record is from RefSeq and is a predicted model, not a curated record. Lineage: Eukaryota; Viridiplantae; Streptophyta; Magnoliopsida; Caryophyllales; Amaranthaceae. The transcript is spliced from 4 exons. The coding region runs from base 616 to 2088 and encodes 490 amino acids. Gene Ontology annotation, biological process: defense response to other organism.